AUGAUCAGCCCGACAGCGCUCUUCCUGUGCGUCUACCACAUCGCCUUGGCAGUGUUGGGCUCCGUGUUUUUCGAAAACUUCUUGUUCAAGGACUUUGACAACAGUUUCAGUAUCGUCAAAAUAAUUUUCUGUUGUUCCUUCGUGUUGUGUCUCUCCCUCCUAUCCAUGUUGCUCUUUGAAAUUCUGGGCUUCCUCACGACAACAUUGAAGCUCUUCAUCUGGUACAUAGACAUCACCUCCUUGGUUUUGUUCAUUUACUUGAUUAUCCCCAUCAGUCUUAUUUAUACAUAUGUUACGUACGAAGAUGAAGAGGCGGCAAAUGGCCUUUUCAAGUUUAAUUAUUUUUACAAUGCAUUGACAAAAAUGAAAAAUAAAAAAAAUAUUUUACCUGAACAUGUUAAGGCAAAUUUUAUGAGAAGAUUACUUUACGUAAGUGAAGACUUAAUGAAACGAAUGGAAAACUACAACAGAAAAAUCAGAAAUAAAAACAAGCAGAAGAUUUUUCAAUUCAUUAUUGGUUGCUUGAUCAUAUUACCACUUAUCUGGUUCACUUUUUAUAAAAUUUCCAUGAUCACAUUGAAAAAUAAUAACGAUAUAUACGAUGAGUCUUCAGACUUAUAUAACAUUGGCAAUGUUUUACAGGAAAAGUUCAAUCUUAUCAACAAGGAGUUUUCAGAAGACUAUGAUACAAAUAAUGAGAAAAAUAAAAAUUCUUUUUUUUUUAAAAUCAUGAAAAAUUUACUAAUUUAUAUGUCUGUUACUGGCAUGACGUUGGUCAGUGCACUUUCUGCCUUCACCAGUUUGUACUCUCCCUACACCAACAUCAGCCUCUUUUUCUUUUUUGUCACCGUUAAAAAGGUUAAAAUUAUCGAAAAUAAAAUUAAGUUCGUAACAAAUGAGUUGUCCUUGAAGAAAAAGCUCCUUGUUUUGUAUGACCACCCGCAUUUAAUGCAGACAUUCUAUUGCAGAAAUACGGAGGAAUCUUCCACCCUCGAUGGGUCCCUCGCCAGAGGGGGAAGCCUCAUCAGUGAUCGCAUCGGAAGUGCUGCUUUUGGUUUGGAUAUCCCCGCGGACCAGGGUGCUACCUCUUCCCUCCACUCAUUGGACGGGAGCUUCCACCACAGCGCCACGGGACAUACAGACUCGUGCAGCGGAAAUGGUACAAGCACCCGUAGUAGGAAUAGUGCGAAUAUGGAUGGGGGGCUAUCCGACCAGUUGGCCACCAUAAUGUGUGACGAUUUGGUGGAGACCUCAACGGGGGAGGAGCCCCUCGGGGACAACCUUCACCAAAUACGCAAGAGCACAGGGCACGACGAAGUCGAGUACAUCGGAUGUAAACCCUUUAAAAAGUGCAACCUCUACCUUGCUUCACACAAAUCAAUCUACAAGGACAUAUACGAGACUUUCAUGAAAAAGGAAAAUGACUUUGACUUGGGAGGGACGCUUCCUGGCGGGGAUGACGACGAAGAGACCUGCAUAGGGGAGGAUAUCCGGAAGGACCUGCCAACCUUUGGGGGGGAAGACAACCUGCCAAACUCGUCAAAUUUGUCAAAUUUGUCGAAGCGUUAUAGCGCGCGCGAAAUGGCAACCCUACACAUGGGACAGUCCAGCCCCCGUUCCCCUUCAAGGGGGGAACAAACGGCAGCUGGAAGCCACACGCAUAGAGAAAAUGAAGAAUGUAGUGACUACCAUCCCAGGGAACAAGAACCUAACAGCAUUUUUAGCACUGCACAGAUGAACAAAAUGGGAAGUGCCAGCUCCUUGUACAAGAGAAGUAUCAAAUUGGGGAACUCCAUAGGGGAGAGGAAACAUGUCUAUUAUACGGGACACUUCCUCUUCUUCAAAACAACUGAGGGGGAUGAGAAGCAUCUGCAUUCGAGGCAGGACGAGGGGGAGAACGAAAUGGUGGAUUUGCAAAUGCGAAGGGAAGUGGGUCCAGAAGCGACGGCCUCCGCGGGGGAGGAAAAGAAGAAGAAGAAGCAAAAAGAACAGACAAAGCAGACGAAGGGGGCGGCCUUCCUAUCUCGGUUGAGGGGUAUCUGCUCAGUUCGACGAUUUUUCCAGCAAAGCGAGAUGCUGACGCAGGGGGAUACGAUGCAAGAUAUUGCAAAUGCUGAUAAGGGCGCUAACCAUGACGGCAGGGCCCCCAAGCAAAGGAGGCACAUCUCCGAGUUUCUCUCCACGAGUAUCGAACGGUCAUACAGAACGCUGAAGAGCGUGAAGGAUUUCUUCAAGCGAAAUAAAGCAAACGCAAAAAAAAAAAAAAAAAAAGAAAUCCUUAUGCAGGAUAUUAAGUCACUAGAAUAUAUGGCCAAAAAUCUAUACUUCCUCCUGGAUGACGUCAUAAAGGAACAGAUCAGAAUAAAUCAAAGUUCUUCCUUCACUGGUAUGUUACUCUACCUCCUGGGGAUACUCAUGUCAAUAUUAUGCGUAUAUAAAAUUACAAAAACCUGUUAUAUCAUUUACAUGGUAGAAAUUUACUACAGAUUUAUCUGUACAUACAGCAGUGGACAUGUUCUCAUGUUAUUUUAUGCAAAAAAUAUUAACAUCGAUUUUAUCAAUGACCUCAAGAAAGUUCUUCACAUUGUUCACAUCAACAUAAAUCUAGAAAAUUACGUCGUCUCCAUAACAUCAGUUUUAUUAUUAUGCUUUAUUUUUACAAAUCUUAAAUCCUUUAUGGAGAGAAUAAUUAAGCUGCGAUAUUCUGCCAAAUCUUCCCUUUAUUCAAAUCUAGCCAUUUUGCUCAUGUGUGAAAUUAUGGACUUGUAUUUUUCUGCUUACUGCAUCCAGCUCUUUGAUUACCUCCCUGCCAAGGAGAAGAUGAAAAUGCUUUACAUUUUUUUUAAUAACAAUCUCUUGGAUUUGUUCAAGCUUAAGUAUCACUUUGAUUUCGUCUACGUUAUUUCUCUCUUCAUUUCGCUCUUCCUCAUUCGCCUCCACCAUCAACACCGCUCCAGCCAGUUCCGCGAAAUAUGA
Plasmodium knowlesi strain H is the source of this 2976-nucleotide messenger RNA. Its product is annotated as protein GPR89, putative. Lineage: Eukaryota; Apicomplexa; Aconoidasida; Haemosporida; Plasmodiidae. The transcript has a single exon. The record is from RefSeq and is a predicted model, not a curated record. The coding region runs from base 1 to 2976 and encodes 991 amino acids. Gene Ontology annotation, cellular component: membrane.